Molecule: messenger RNA, 770 nt
Organism: Nelumbo nucifera (sacred lotus)
Lineage: Eukaryota; Viridiplantae; Streptophyta; Magnoliopsida; Proteales; Nelumbonaceae
Product: cytochrome c oxidase subunit 6b-2
Cellular component (GO): respiratory chain complex IV; mitochondrion
Source: RefSeq, a predicted model, not a curated record
UCUUGGCCUAAAUAUUAAAUUGGCUCUUCGCCUCUUCCUCGUCAAAAAACCACCGAUCUUCGUAGUUCUCCCCGUUCGUAGCUCUUUGUUGUGGUCGAUUGGAUCUGAGAUGGCGGACGAGAUUGAGUUGAAAACAGCACCAGCUGAUUUUCGUUUCCCCACAACCAAUCAAACCAGGCACUGUUUCACUCGCUACAUUGAAUUUCACAGGUGUUUGCAAGCAAAAGGUGAGGAGUCUGGUGAAUGUGAAAGGUUUGCUAGAUAUUAUCGUUCUCUCUGCCCAGGUGAAUGGAUUGAGAGAUGGAAUGAGCAGAGGGAGAAUGGAACUUUCCCAGGCCCUCUUUGAUCUCAAGCGGAUUUGACAUUUUAAUAUGCAGUUAAUCUUCUACAUUGGAACUUCAUAAUGCUUAUAUCUUUUAUCUGAACUAUGUCAUGGUUGCUACACCAAAGAACAGUGAAUCAAUAAGACAAUGGAAAGUGCAUUGAGUCUGUUGAAUGUUAUUGCUUUAUUCUUCUUAGAACUAUGGUGCUGAGCACUCAGCAACUGGUCGAGUAUUUCUGAUGUUCAAUAUUUGAUUGGUUCAGUGACUUUCUCCAAAGGCCAUUUAGUCAGGUCCCUUGGUUCUUUGCUACAAGGGGCAUGACAUUGGAACGGGGUUGCCCCUUGAUGGACCAGGCUGUAGGGGUAACCGAAGAUUGUCUCCUCAAGCCUAUCAUGGUUAUAUUGUAGAUCUGAUUUAGAUGUGGAUAUGGUGCUUGUUUGUUGCUUA